UGGCGGGAGAAGCCUCCCAUUCAAGCUCGAGCUCCCACCCACUGCAGCUCCAUCCCUACCCAUCCUGGCCAGCAUCAUGUGUUCCAGACCCACAUCCACCAUCUGGGAUAUGGUGUGGGACCACCAGAGGAAUGCCUGAAACCAGGGCCAUCCUGAAAAACCCAGGCCAGGGCUUUUCCUGGGCUCCAGGUGGGCUGAGCACAGAAGCUGCAAGGUGACCAUUCUGGCUGCUUGCAUGAGUGUGCCAGCCUGGGUGAGAAGGCAGAGACAGCCUGCGGGGCUUCUCUCACUUGUCCCCAGGGCCUGAUGUCGGAGGCCAUGGACCAGCCGGCCGCGAGCCCUGGAAUCCCGAAGCCAGGAGAAGGUGGUGAGGGCAGCAUGGAGCCGGGCACCUGCCAGGAGCUCCUGCACCGGCUGCGGGAGCUGGAGGCAGAGAACUCGGCACUCGCCCAGGCCAAUGAAAACCAGCGGGAGACCUACGAGCGCUGUCUGGACGAGGUUGCCAACCAUGUGGUGCAGGCGCUGCUGAACCAAAAGGACCUGCGGGAGGAAUGCAUCAAGCUGAAGAAGAGGGUAUUUGAGCUGGAACGGCAGAACCAGAUGCUGAGCGCCCUGUUUCAGCAGAAACUUCAGCUCACAGCAGGCUCCCUCCCUCAGAUCCCACUCGCCCCACUCCAGCUGCCUUCAGAGCCACCAGCCUCCCCAUCCCUGAGCUCCGCUGAGGGACCGGCCACCUCGCUGCCUCUGGGGCGCUGUGCUGGGCAGAGAGAGGUGUGUUGGGAGCAGCAGCUGCGGCCAGGAGGCCCAGGACCCCCGGCCGCCCCACCCCCAGCGCUGGAGGCCCUAUCCCCGUUCCUUCGAAAGAAAGCCCAGAUCCUGGAGGUGCUGAGAGCCCUGGAAGAGACUGACCCCUUGCUUCUGUGCUCACCUGCCACCCCCUGGCCGCCUCCAGGCGAGGGUUCCGGCUCACCAGAGCCCAUCAAUGGCGAGCUAUGUGGCCCACCUCAGCCUGAACCCUCUCCCUGGGCCCCCUACCUGCUACUAGGUCCUGGUAGCCUGGGAGGCCUGCUGCACUGGGAGCGCCUCUUAGGGGGCCCAGGGGAGGAAGAGAGUGCUGGGCGGCCCUGGGGCCCUAGUAGGGGCUCCCCACAGGCCCAGGGCACCGGUUCCGGGCCACCCUGCGUCCCAGGCAGCAGCUCCUCCUCCUCUUCUGAUGAGGCAGGCGACCCCAACGAGGCACCCAGCCCUGACACCCUGCUUGGGGCCCUGGCCCGCAAACAGUUGAACCUGGGCCAGCUCCUUGAGGACACGGAGUCUUACCUACAGGCCUUCUUGGCCGGGGCUGCUUGCCCACUCGGCGGGGACCAGCCAGGUCCCAGGCAGCCAUCCUCCCCAGACCAGGGGCCCCCGCAGCUGUCCAAGUCCAAAGGCCUCCCCAAAUCAGCCUGGGGAGGGGGUACCCCGGAGGCCCACAGGCCGGGCUUUGGUGCUACCUCAGAGGGCCAGGGGCCCCUCCCCUUCCUCAGUGUGUUCAUGGGUGCAGGGGACGCCCCCCUGGGCUCACGGUCUGGCCACCCCCACUCCUCAUCUCAGGUGAAAAGCAAGCUCCAAAUUGGCUCCCCUUCUCCCGGGGAAGCCCAAGGACCCCUUCUGCCCUCUCCAGCCAGAGGUCUCAAGUUUCUAAAGCUGCCUCCAGCCUCAGAGAAGGUACCCAGCCCAGGGGGCCCCCAGCUCAGCCCCCAGCUCCCCCGGAACUCCCGAAUCCCCUGUCGGAACAGUGGCUCAGAUGGCAGCCCUUCCCCGCUGCCGGCCCGCAGGGGUCUGGGCGGAGGAGAGCUGUCCCCAGAGGGGGUGCAGGGUCUGCCCACCAGCCCGUCACCCUGCCCCACACCCCCCGAUUCUGCACAGCUCAGACCUCCCCAGCCAGCUUUGUCCACUACGCUUUCCCCGGGACCAGUGGUGUCUCCUUGCUACGAGAACAUUCUGGACCUUUCCCGGAGCACCUUUAGGGGGCCUUCCCCAGAGCCACCUCCAUCCCCACUGCAGGUGCCCACCUACCCACAACUAACUCUGGAGGUGCCACGGGCCCCUGAGGUCCUCAGAAGCCCUGGAGUCCCCUCCAGCCCUUGCCACCCAGAAUCCUGCCCCUAUGAGAGUGCCCAGGAGAAGAGUUUGGACAAGGCAGGCUCGGAGUCUCCCCACCCUGGCCGCAGGACCCCCGGCAGCUCGUCCAAGAAACCUGGCCAGGGGCCGGGCCGGCGACCUGGGGAUCCUGGCUACACACCUCUGCGGGACAGACUAGCAGCCCUGGGAAAACUGAAGACUGGCCCUGAGGGGCCCCAGGGCCCAGAAAAGAAUGGGGUGCCAGCUAGGCCUGGCCCUGAGAAGGCCCGGGGAGGAGGGAAGUCAGGGGAGAGCACUGGAGACACAGCGCUCUCUGCCUCCAGGCCCCCUGAGCAGCCAGAAGCCAAGGGGGCCCUGCGGGGGGCCGUGGCCUUAGGCACAAGCAGCCUGAAGCAACAGGAAUCUGGGCUCCUGGGGGACCCUGGGUCCCGAGUCUACUCUUCCCACUCCAUGGGGGCCCGGGUGGACCUGGAGCCUGUCUCACCAAGGAGCUGCCUCACCAAAGUGGAGCUGGCCAAGAGCCGGCUGGCAGGGGCCCUGUGCCCCCAGGUACCCCGCACCCCUGCCAAAGUGCCAACCUCAACCCCCAGCCUCGGCAAGCCCAAUAAGAGUCCCCAUGGCAGCCCGACAAAGCUGCCUUCUAAGUCGCCCACCAAGGUGGUGCCCCGACCUGUGGCCCCACCAGCCACCAAGGAGCCCCCCAAGCCUGACAAGGGGAAGGGCCCACCCUGGGCAGACUGCGGCGGCACUACGGCCCAGCCCACACCCCCAGCAUCUGGCCCUGCCGACCCAGGCCCAGGCCCUGAGGGGCGGGCCCCACACUCGGCCAUUGAGGAGAAGGUGAUGAAGGGCAUCGAGGAGAACAUGCUGCGGCUCCAGGGCCAGGAGCGGGCCCCCGGCACCGAGGCCAAGCACCGCAAUGCUAGCAGCAUCGCCAGCUGGUUCGGCCUUAAGAAGAGCAAGCUGCCAGCACUGAACCGCCGCACAGAGGCCGCCAAGGGCAAGGAAGGGGCUGGCGGGGGCUCCCCGCUCCGGAAGGAGGUCAAGAUGGAAGCCCGGAAGCUGGAGGCCGAGAGCCUCAACAUCUCCAAGCUGAUGGCCAAGGCGGAAGACCUGCGCCGGGCACUGGAGGAGGAGAAGGCCUACCUGAGCAGCAGGGCCCGGCCACGGCCUGGGGGACCAGCGCCAGGGCCCAGUGCAGGCCUGGGGCAGGUGCAGGGCCAGCUGGCCGGCAUGUACCAGGGUGCAGACACCUUCAUGCAGCAGCUGCUUAACAGGGUGGAUGGCAAGGAGCUGCCCCCCAAGAGCUGGCGGGAGCCCAAACCUGAGUAUGGCGAUUUCCAGCCAGUGUCCUCUGACCCCAAGAACCCCUGGCCGGCCUGUGGGCCCCGAAAUGGCCUGGUGGGCCCUCUUCAGGGCUGUGGGAAACCUCCUGGGAAGCCAAGCAGCGAGCCGGGGAGGCGGGAAGAGAUGCCCUCAGAGGACAGUCUGGCUGAGCCAGUGCCCACCUCACAUUUCACAGCCUGUGGCUCUUUGACUCGAACUCUGGACAGUGGCAUUGGGACCUUCCCGCCCCCAGACCAUGGCAGCAGUGGGACCCCCAGUAAGAAUCUUCCCAAGACCAAGCCACCACGGCUGGAGCCCCCAGCCGGGGUGCCCCCAGCUCGGCCCCCACCCCUUACCAAAGUCCCCCGCCGUGCCCACACACUGGAGCGUGAGGUGCCUGGCAUAGAGGAGCUGCUGGUGAGCGGGCGGCACCCCAGCAUGCCGGCCUUCCCCGCCCUGCUCACAGCUGCUCCGGGCCACCGGGGCCAUCAGACCUGUCCCCACGAUCCUUGUGAAGACCCAGGCCCUCCUGCUCCUGUCCAGCUGGCCAAGAACUGGACCUUCCCCAACGCGAGGGCAGCCAGCGGCUCCUCUGACCCUUUCCUAUGCCCGCCCCGACAACUGGAGGGGCUGCCCAGGACCCCCAUGGCCCUGCCCGUGGACGUGGACGGAAAGCGGAGCCUGGAGCCCAGCCGCCCAGCUCCUGCGCCCCAGGGCCCAGCGUUUGGGGGUAGCCGCACCCCCAGCACAUCGGACGUGGGCGAGGAAGGGAGAGUGGCCAGUGGGGGUCCCCCGGGGCUGGAGACCUCAGAGUCUCUCAGUGACUCACUCUAUGACUCGCUGUCCUCCUGCGGGAGUCAGGGCUGAGCGAUUGCAGCGGCCACGCCCCGCUCUGGCCUCGGAGACCAUGGACUGGGCCGGCUCGCCUCACGCCCCGCCCCCUCGGGGCCCGUGGGGCCCCUCCCUGAAGGGACCAAGGAGGUAGAUGGACAAGAAGGUGAAGGGGGUCCCCGGCACACCCCACUGCCCACCGCUGCUGUGGAGGAGAUGACCGCUCUCAGCUCAGGGAGAGACCCCACCCUUGGUCCCUUCUCUCACCCAGAGUAAGGCUCUUCCUCUGCGGGACUGGGGGUUCAAGGCCGCUGUGUCCCGGCCCCCAGCUCCCACUUCAGGCUGAGCCAUCUUGUGGUGCUGGGCUUCCUGCCCACCAGCCGUGCCAUCUCCACCCACCCUGGCAGCUCCCCUGCCUCGGAAGCCCCGUGCUGGUGGAGUUCAGGGGCGAGGGGUCAAGUUGCCUUCUCUCUGUCUGCCCUGGCCCUCCCCGCUGUCUGGAUGGUGCUGCCCUCUCCUGCCCCAUGUCUUUGGGGCCCAUUUGUCUGUCUUUUUUGGGGUGUUUUUUUGUUUUGUUUUUUUUAUUAAAGCACCUGGCCCACUCUCCACCCACCCGCGCCCCCUCCCCCCAUCCCCGCACUGCGGUUAAUUUAUCUGUUGUUAAAAACGCGGCUGCUCUGCUUCCAGCCUCUGCUUCUGCCGUAUCCCUAAUAAAACGUGGAGGCCCCUCCCUGC
Messenger RNA from Mesoplodon densirostris (Blainville's beaked whale), 5016 nucleotides. It is a transcript of the gene NCKAP5L, whose product is annotated as NCK associated protein 5 like. Gene Ontology annotation, cellular component: microtubule plus-end. Bases 307 to 4317 code for a protein of 1336 amino acids. The transcript is spliced from 13 exons. NCBI's taxonomy places the organism in Eukaryota, Metazoa, Chordata, Mammalia, Artiodactyla, Ziphiidae. The record is from RefSeq and is a predicted model, not a curated record. Gene Ontology annotation, biological process: microtubule bundle formation; microtubule depolymerization.